AACCGUAAGAAAGAGAUUAUAACAUUAGUGAUAUUUGAAUAUUAUAAAACCCAGUCUAUUCAACAAGUCAGUUAAUUAUCAUUGACUAUUGAACACUUUCCAAACGAUAGUCAAUCAUUUGGAUAGAACUACUAUCUCUUAAUAUCCCCCAAAUCCUCUACUUUAAAUUAAUACCAUAAACAGGCAGCACAUUGACCAGAAUGUUCCAGGUAGUAUAAACGUAACAUCAUAAACAAUAGCAAAGAGUACACAAACAAACUAACAUACUUCAAAAAAAAAACAUACCUGUUUCUUUCACUAACUGAUUUCAACUUAAUUCUUUAGAUAAAUUUAUUGGUUGCUAAGUCAACGACUAAUUAUAAUCCUAGGUCAUUGGUAGUUUAUAUUUAAUUAUAAUAAUGAUGGUAAUUUCAAAGUGAAUAAAAACAAUACGAAAUUUUAAAAAAAAUGAAAAGGAAAAAGAAAACAACCAAAUAAACACAUAAAAGAGUAAAGCAAGUGUAAUUCUACGUUUCUUUUUCUUUGAAUUCAAUAUUAUUGCAUGAAUAUGAAUUGCCGACAGGAAUAUACACAUAAGCAUGUUAUACCAUUGAUAUCACAGUCUAAUCUAUGGUUUCCAGAUAUUAGUAAACCACAGAGAAGUUCCUUAGCAACACUUAAUCAUCAUCAUAAUAAUAAUAACUAUCAUUAUUAUCAAACAUGCGAUUUUAAUAAAAAAUCACAUAGUCAGUACUUCAAUUCUUCACUUGUAACUACCCAGCAACAAUCUAUUCGAUCGAAGUAUAAAUUAGAUUUAUUCAAUAAUAUUUCAAAGAGAUCAAUGAUUCAAAUAAACAAUAAACAAACACUUCAAUCAAUAAAAAUAAGAAAACAUUUAUACAAUAAUAAAAAUAAUAAUACUGUUGAUUUAAAUGAACAAUACACCAAUUAUCAAUUAUCAGUAGAUGGAAAUAAUAGAAGGGAUACAUUCAGUAGGAUUAACACAAUUCAUUGUGAAAGUAUAUAUAAUAAUCAUGAUAGUGUGAAGAUUAAUAUUGUAUUAAUAUUUUCACAGGCUGAUAAACAAACUCAAUUAAUGAUUGAUGCAGCUCAACAAUUAAAACAUAAUUGUACAUUGAUCAAUACAAUUAAACAGGAUACAACACUAAAGGAUAUAGAUAAGAUUAUUAAUGAAAAGCUUAUUGAUGUACAUCAGAUUAUUGAUAUGGUUGUACUGGAUAUUCGUAAGCUGAAGCCGAACCGGUCUUUCAGUAUGUCUGGUACCAAAUCGUCACAAUCCCCAGAAAUUAAUAUCAGUAACAAUAACAUUAGUUCAUCAUUGAGCAACUGGUGUAAACAACUUAGAAGUUAUUCAUCGACAAAAGAUUCAGUUAUUGUAGGAUUAUUGAGUCGGAAAUGCUCUUCUGAUCAAAGAAAAAUACUCAUGAAUAAAGCUCUAAAAUCUGGUUGUAAUAAGUGUAUUUUUGAAGCAACAACUGUAGAUGAUUUUUGUGAAGAAUUAAAAAAUUUUGCUAAUAAUGAAUGGAAAUUAUUAAAUCAAUUAAGAAAUCUCAUUUGUACUAACAAUAUUACCGCCAAUACAACAACUACUACUACUGCAACCAGUACUAGUAGUAGUAGUAGUAGUACUACCACUACUACUUCUACCAUAAAUAAUAAUGAUAAUAAUACAGUAACAACAAAAGCAAUAAACAGUGUUACUACCUCCAAUAAUAAUAAUAAUGAAUACAUUGUAGAAUCUGAAAACAUUCAAUCAAAUACAGAAUUAAAUGAGAUUUUCCCAAAAGAUGAGUGCAGAUUUCAAAUGAAAUCAGAGACUAGACAGCCGACAAUUAAAGAGUCCGUAGAUAAUGAAAUAGCAUCAACGGAUGAACUGAAAGCCAAUGUUAUUGAUUCAGUCACUGUGCUACAUGAGCAAGGAAAGAAAUUUAGAGAAUUUAUAUCCGUACGAAAAACUAGAAACUCAGAUACAAACAAUAUUGUUAGUUUAAGUGCGUUAUUACAUUCUAGAUGUCCGGAUUUUUCAUCACCAAUGUGUAAAGUAAUUGGAAUUUUGAACUCUGCACGUGUUCGUAGUCCAUUGCCAGUAGCAAAAGAUUUACAAAAAGCUAUUAAUUUAAUAUGUAGUUCAAAUGUAUUUGUUGAUCAAAUAAUGAAACCAUUAAGUCGAACAAAUGAUCCUAUUACAGCAGAUCUAAUUGAAGGUUUGAUUACUGGAUCAAACCUAGCUAGAGAACCAGAGAACUUACUCAAACUUCGAUCUUUGGCUAAAUCUCUUAAAGGAUCCGAAAAUGUUACAACAACACUGUCAACUUUACAAAAUAGUCCAGAAAUUGAAACUUGCCUAUCAAAUUUUGAUAAAUGGGACUUCAACAUAUUUGAUCUUGAACGGUUAACUAGUAAAAAACCUCUGACUUAUUUAGGUAUGAAGAUAUUGGACAGUUUUAAUGCUCUUAGUGUACUACGUGUACCUAGUCAAAUUUUAGUCGGUUGGUUAACAGUAAUUGAAGAACAUUAUCAUGUGGAUAAUCCAUACCAUAAUGUUACACAUGCAGGUGAUGUUCUACAAGCAUCAGCUUACUUUCUACAACAUAGUUUAAUAAGAUCAAUUUGCACAAAUAUCGAUGAAGUUGCUACACUUUUAGCCGCGAUAGUACAUGAUGUAGACCAUCCGGGGAAAACAAAUCCAUUUCUUGUGAAUAGUAAUGAUCCAUUAGCUAUUCUAUACAAUGAUAUUGCUGUAUUAGAAAGUCAUCAUGCGGCUGUUUCAUUUGAAUUAACCCUCCGAUCACCUGACAUCAAUAUUUUUCAGAAUUUGACACGUGAAGAAUAUCGCACAAUACGUAGCUAUAUUGUUGAUAUGGUAUUAUCUACUGAAAUGGUACGACAUUUUGAUAUUGUUACAAAAUUUGUAAACACAUUAAGUAAACCAAUGCUUGCAAAGAAUCGUCACCAUGAUCGUUCAUCUGUCGGUAGUAUGAGUUCUAUGGAAUCAUGUUCUAUGGGAAUGACAAUAUCACAUUCUACUUCACCAAGUCCUGGACAAGAACGUAUAUCUAGUACACUAGAAAACUUAUCAACUGCAGAAAAUAGAACAUUAAUUAAACGUUUAAUUAUUAAAUGUUCCGAUGUUAAUAAUCCUACAAGACCAUUAUCUAUAUGUAAAGAAUGGGCAACAAGAAUAGCUGAAGAAUACUUUUGUCAAACGGAAGAAGAGAAACGACGUAAUUUGCCUAUUGUUAUGCCAAAUUUUGAUCGACAAACUUGUAAUAUUUCUCAAUCACAGUUAUCAUUUAUUGAUUUCUUUUUAAAAGGAAUGUUUUCAGGAUUUGACUGUGUUUUUCCAAUCCCUGAACUAAUGAGUAAUCUAGAAAGUAAUACAGCUUAUUGGGCCAAUAAUAUUGAAAAAGAGAAAAAAACACAUGUAACUUAUCAAACAGAAACAAAAUCAAUAUCUAUUCACCAGGAUUAAACUUUAUUUUAUUUUUUUUUUUGUUUUUGUUUUCGGUUUUAUAUUUAUUUUUCAGUACUUCACAUUUAUUUGUUCCUUUGUUACCAGGUUAGAAAUAAAUUAAUGUAAGCAUAUAAAUAUACAUAUUAGGUCAUACACACAUACAUAGAUAUGCAUGUAUGCAUAUACAUCAAAUCUAUCUAUCUAUCUAUAUCUAUCCUAUCCUAUCCUUCCCUGUCCUAUCCUACUCUAUCCUAUCCUGUCCUGUCCUAUCCUAUCUAUCCAUCAAUCAAUCAAUCUAUGUAUCUAUCACAUUGAUAUAGAAGAAAGAACAAUCUAACAGAAUCAUAUCGGUUGUUUACUCAUCCACUAUUAGUAUUGUUUUGGUUAUUGUUUUUAUUGCAUUCAAUUAUUCGAUACCAACUGAAUACUCAUUCAUUAGUUAAUUCUGUACAAACUAUACACAGGGCACUUGAAAACGAAUAACAAAACAAAACAAUAACAUGGAAAAUAAACAAAACAGUCUAGAAUUGCUGUUGAACAUUCUACUGAGUAUUUUUUUUAUUGAAAAGUGUUCAUUCUUUUUUUCUUUUCUUUUCUUUUUUCUCUUUUUUUUGGUUUUGUAUGAUAAAUAAUUGUUCAGUUGUUAAAUUCUUUGAAAUCAUUCAAUAGAUUCAUCUUCUAAUUCUAGAUCUAUCUUCAUGAUAUUCAUAUUGAUAUUGUCACUUGUCAUUCUAUUCAUCUUUAAUGAUGUUUUUUUUGUUUUCUCUUUUUAAUAAGAUGCCAAAUUAUGUUGAUAGCGAAGUUUUUGGUUGUUGUACAAGUAUGCUUAUAAUUACAUAAUUACUAUCACUACUACCACUACUACCACUGCCGCUACUACUACUACUACUACUACUACUACCACUACUAAUACUAAUACUACCACUGCCGCUACUACUACUACUACUACUACUACUACUACUAUUACUACUACUACUACUACUAAUACUAGUACUACCACUGACGCUACUACUACUACUACUACCACUGCCGCUACUACUACUACUACUAUUACUCUUAUAAGUAGUAGUAUUAUUUCUUAUAUAUAAUUUUGUUUAUUCAAAUAAACCAUUUUAACUCAUUCAUAUUAUUAAACAAUUCAAUAUUAUUCAAUGAAUAUUCUUCAUUUAUAUCUUACGAUUCAUUAUUAAUCAUAGAGAUUAAUAUAAGUAGUAUUUUUUAAAAACUUGAUCAAUAUUUUAUUUCAUUUCAUUGUUUGUUUGUUUGUUUGUUUGUUUUCUACCAAAUAAAACAAUCAAAUUUUACUUUAAUCUUUCUAUUCUAUAUUUCUAAUUGUCUACCUCGUGUAGAAUCAUGUUUGAUUGUGUUAGUAUAUUGAUUUAUGACACUUUUAUUGAUCCAUUACGUGCUUAUUUACGCCUAUUCCUCUCGAUGGAGCAUAGGCUACCGACUAGCAUUCUCCAUAUAUAUAUAUAUGGAUACAAAAUAAUGUUUAUAGAUGGAUAAGUUUAUAUUUCUAUGUCUAUUAUAUGUCUAAAUGUAUUCGUUUAUUUUGUUGGUAACUAUGAUCAUCCUCAAAGAAUUGCUCUUCCAUAAUAGAAAUUUAUUAUUAUUAAUAUUACUGUGUGAAUAGUAAUUAUGAUUGAGAUAUAUUCUCAACUUGUAUUGUACAGUGAUAAUGUAACUAUUUAUUGUCUUAUUCUAUUGUAUUUAUAUUGUUGGUAAUUUUGAAACUUGACAUUCAUUAUAAUCACAUAUAAUCCAUUCAGACCAUUGAAGAUAAACUUAUGAUGAUGUAAUCAUAUUUAUUAUGUUGUUGAUGUAAUAAGACUAUUGUAAAUCAACAGUAUACAAAUUGUUAUUAGAAAAUAUUAUGAAUCGAUAUAAAUUAUUCUUGUCAUUGUGUAUUGUUUUGUUUUGUUUUAUACGAUGAUGUAUUUGAAGUAAAUAUUUGAUAGUUUAACGAUGAUUUGUGACUAAGUAUCUGACUCGAAUUGGAUUGUAUGCUGAUUGUUUACCUCCAUUUACUUACACCUGUUAGUCUUAAUGGAGCAUAGGCCGCCGACCA
Messenger RNA from Schistosoma mattheei, 5522 nucleotides. NCBI's taxonomy places the organism in Eukaryota, Metazoa, Platyhelminthes, Trematoda, Strigeidida, Schistosomatidae. The record is from the annotation of a GenBank genome assembly.